Messenger RNA from Lytechinus variegatus (green sea urchin), 1285 nucleotides. Its product is annotated as thyrotropin-releasing hormone-degrading ectoenzyme-like. Gene Ontology annotation, molecular function: metalloaminopeptidase activity; peptide binding; zinc ion binding. Lineage: Eukaryota; Metazoa; Echinodermata; Echinoidea; Temnopleuroida; Toxopneustidae. The coding region runs from base 6 to 1097 and encodes 363 amino acids. The record is from RefSeq and is a predicted model, not a curated record. Gene Ontology annotation, cellular component: cytoplasm. Gene Ontology annotation, biological process: proteolysis; peptide catabolic process. The transcript is spliced from 9 exons.
CGUAUAUGUACUGGUUGAAUACGAGAGAAGGACGAUUUGCGAUCCCCAAUGUCCAACGUGAUCAGUGGAUAUUGGUGAAUGUCAAUAGGACUGGUUUCUUCAGGACCAAUUAUCACAUCCACAACUGGCGGCUUCUCUCGCGGCAGCUAAUGGAUGACCACACGGUCAUCUCACCAGCCAGUCGUGCCGCGCUGAUUGACGACGUGUUCAGCUUGGCAACAGAAGGUCGUCUGAACUUAUCUGUUGCUCUUGACCUGACUAGAUACCUUGAGAGUGAGAUGGACUAUGUCCCUUGGAAGGGCGCCAUAGUUACAUUUAAAUACAUUGACCGCAUGCUAAGAACAACGCCUGUCUAUGGAAUCUUCAAGGAUUAUAUUCUUCACCAAGCUCAGACUGUUUAUGAUUACGUGGGAUGGAACAACACUGGACCACAUCAGAAAAAGUUAUUACGAGUGAUGAUUCUCCAACAGAUGUGUGCAUAUGGGCAUGAAAGAUGUAUAGACAAAACAAAGGACUUAUUUAGAAACUUUUCAAAUGGCCAUGAGAUUCCUCCCGAUUACCGGAGCUUCGCCUAUAGCACACGGGUGGCCUCUGGAGGACCUGAGAUAUGGGACUCUACCUGGGAUUCCUACAAAGCUAGCUCACCAGCCGAAGCUAAACAUUGGUUGGCGGCACUCACAGCCACGGGGGAACCUUGGCUUAUUAACAGACUUUUAUCCCGCACUCUUGAUCCUGAGCAGCUUACUCUGACUGAUGCAGUCAGUGUGUUCCAGUAUGUAUCACGGAAUCCUAUUGGUGGGUUCCUGGCUUGGAAUUUCUUCAGGGACCAAUGGAAUUUGUUGAAAAAUAGAUAUGGAUCUGGUUUGUUUUUAAUGGGAAACAUAAUCACAGCUGUGACUGAAUGGUUUAACACACAAUACCAACUCGAAGAGUUGGAGACCUUUAUGUCAAGCAAACACGAAGACUUGGAGAACCUGGCUGGUUUCAGUAAUUUCCUUCAAGCGGUUGAUAAGACAAAGGCUAAUAUCAACUGGAUGGAGAACAAUUAUGGACAAAUUGAGGAGUGGCUUGAGAACUGGAAGAGAGAAAACUCUUGAACAAUGGUGAAGUGAUUCAUACUCCACAUCAAGGGUACUUUUAGAUGCGUUGUAAUCACAAGCAGAGGAUCUUUGAAUAUUUCAGAGUUGCUGUCAAGUCGAUGGAACGAACAUGGAAGUGAUGCUUUAUAUUGGAAGUGAGGACAAAUUGGCUGUUGCUGUGAAACAUUUUAGGAAUGAAUGUUUAA